CCAGCCUCCAGUGCUUUCACCCAUCAUAUUAAUCACCCGAGUCAGACUGAGCCUCAUUUACAAAGGGGAGCAUGGCUUAACUAAACAUCUUCUCCAUAAAAUAAAUGCUUCCAGGUUACUCCCCGCUGCAGGUUUCAUUCAAAGGAGCAUCUGAUUCCAAUUACAAGGAAUGCUAUAGGAAGCAGCGCGCCUCGUCAAAAAGAAAAAACCAUGGCAACGGUAGAGGAGCUCAGUACCGAAAUGAGCAUCACAGGGUUUAGUCUCUUUUCCAUCUUGGUGGUUAUGAUGCUGCCCAGGAGCUCGUCCUCAGGUGCCGCUGACAUAAGAGCUGUGAAUCCCUGUUGCUACUACCCUUGUCAGAACAGAGGUGUGUGCGUGCGAUUCGGCACUGACAGCUACGACUGUGACUGCACCAACACAGGCUUCUAUGGAGAAAACUGCACCACUCCUGAGUUCUGGACCCAAAUCCGUAUGAUGCUGAAGCCCAGCCCUGCAGCGGUUCAUUUUCUUCUGACACAUUUCCAGUGGUUCUGGAGCAUCGUCAACAACUCUUUCCUGCGUGACACCUUCAUGAGAAUAGUGCUGACUGUACGAAACGAACUCAUUCCCAGCCCUCCAACCUACAACACCAAGUACGGUUACAUCAGUUGGGAAUCCUACUAUAACCUCUCUUACUACACCCGCCUCCUACCUCCUGUCCCUGAAGACUGCCCGUUGCCAAUGGGAACCAAAGGUAAACCUGUUCUUCCUGAUGCUAAGGAGGUUAGUGAGAGAUUUUUAAAAAGAAGGGAAUUCCGACCGGAUCCUCAGGGAACCAAUCUGAUGUUUGCCUUCAUGGCUCAACACUUCACCCACCAGUUCUUCAAGGGUCACAAAGUCGAGGCAGGCUUCACCAAGGCUUUGGGACAUGGGGUAGAUGCAAGCAACAUAUAUGGAGAAGAACUUGAGAGACAGCAUCAGCUUCGACUUCAUAAGGAUGGAAAGCUAAGAUAUCAGAUGAUAAAUGGGGAGAUGUACCCUCCAAGUGUAUCAGAGGUCCCAGUGCACAUGGUGUACCCUGAAGGUUUCCCUCCUGAACAACGUCUCGCCAUCGGUCAGGAGGUGUUCGGUCUCAUACCAGGCCUGACCUUGUAUGCCACUAUCUGGCUCAGGGAACACAACAGAGUGUGUGACAUCUUGAAGGGUGAACAUCCAACCUGGGAUGAUGAGCAGCUUUUCCAGACCACCAGACUUAUUAUUAUUGGUGAGAUCAUCAAUAUUAUAAUAGAGGAGUAUGUGCAGCACCUGAGCGGCUACUACCUCAAGCUGAAGUAUGACCCCUCCCUGCUCUUUCGUGAGCGCUUCCAGUACACUAAUCGCAUUGCCCUGGAGUUCUCUCUUCUCUACCACUGGCACCCACUAAUGCCGGACAGCUUUCUCAUCGAUGGGGAUGAAAUCCCAUACUCCCAGUUUUUGUACAACACCUCUAUCAUGAUGCAUUAUGGCGUGGAAAAGCUGGUGGAUGCUUUCUCUCGACAGCCUGCAGGACAGAUAGGCGGGGGCCGCAACAUUCACCAAGUGGUGCUCAGAGUGGCAGAAAAGGUCAUCACAGACUCAAGAACUGCACGCCUGCAGCCUUUCAAUCAGUACAGAAAAAGGUUUAACCUGAAGCCCUACUCAUCCUUUUAUGAAUUGACAGGUGAUGAAGAAAUCGCUAAAGGGUUAGAGGAACUAUAUGGAGACAUAGAUGCCCUGGAAUUUUAUCCUGCCCUCCUGCUGGAGAAAACACGACCUAACUCCAUAUUUGGAGAGAGUAUGGUGGAGAUGGGCGCCCCGUUCUCCCUGAAAGGCUUACUUGGAAACCCCAUCAACUCCCCUGAGUACUGGAAGCCUAGUACCUUCGGAGGCCAGACGGGCUUCAACAUCAUCAAAACGUCCACUCUAAAGAAACUGGUUUGUCUGAACACCAAGUGGUGUCCAUACGUGGAUUUCCAUAUCCCACGAAAUGAGGAAGAAGCAAAAUCGAGGAAGCCAUCCACUGAACUUUGAAGACUAACCAUCUGCUGAAAAAUACUAGUUUUAAGCUAAAGAUUCAAAGGCAUAGAAAUCUGCCUAAGACAGAUGGGUAGCACUGCACAGAGCCACAUGCACUGUGUGAUAACAUUGGAAAGAUAAUAAAUGCAUACAAUAAUAAAAGUGAUAUCAAAAUCAUUUAUUGUGAUGUUUUAUUGGAAAAUGUAAGUUCAAGAGCAUUGUGUUAUUAAUAGAAAAUAAAUAAAGA
Molecule: messenger RNA, 2260 nt
Organism: Cyprinodon variegatus (sheepshead minnow)
Lineage: Eukaryota; Metazoa; Chordata; Actinopteri; Cyprinodontiformes; Cyprinodontidae
Gene: ptgs1
Product: prostaglandin G/H synthase 1-like
Exons: 11
Coding region: 211-2028 (605 amino acids)
Biological process (GO): cyclooxygenase pathway; response to oxidative stress
Cellular component (GO): neuron projection; cytoplasm
Molecular function (GO): prostaglandin-endoperoxide synthase activity; oxidoreductase activity, acting on single donors with incorporation of molecular oxygen, incorporation of two atoms of oxygen; peroxidase activity
Source: RefSeq, a predicted model, not a curated record